AUUCAUUUGAACUCUGCGCAGAAAAUGACGUCUUAAUACAUUAUUCAUUUGAGCUCUGAGCAGAAAAUCAAUUUCUGAAUAUUUCCUUUGACAAUCGAGAUUUGGGCAACUUCUUCCUUCACCUCCCUCGUAUCUAUUUUCUUUAGUACGUCAUCAAUGACCAAGUCCAAAUCGCGAUUGAUACUGAUAAGAUGAACAGAUCUCUAUAAGUAAAGGCAAGCACAUCGUCGCUCCCUGGAAUCAACGAGUAACGAUAAUGGCUGCAACUUAUGUUGAAGAAGUGCUUCCUCCGGUGUUGGAUUCUACUUCAGAACCUCCCAAACUCUUUGAUGGAACUACUAGGUUGUAUACCAAUUACCACUGCCCAUAUGCGCAGCGCGUAUGGAUAGUCAGGAACUACAAGGGUUUACAAGACGAGAUAAAAUUGGUUCCAAUUAACCUUCAGAACAGGCCUGCUUGGUACAAGGAGAAAGUAUAUCCCCCAAACAAGGUGCCUUCAUUGGAGCACAAUGGCAAAAUAAUUGGAGAGAGUUUGGAUUUGGUCAAAUACGUAGAUGCCAACUUCAAAGGACCAUCUUUGUUACCUGAUGAUCCCGCUAAAAAGGAAUUUGCUGAGGAGUUGAUAGCCUACUCCGGUACAUUUGUGGAUAAUGUGUAUGCAUCAUUCAGAGGAGACGACACCGUAAAGCAAGCAGGUUCUGAAUUUGAUUACUUGGAAACUGCCCUCCAUAAGUUUGAGGAUGGACAUUUCUUCCUUGGUCAAUUUAGUCAAGUAGAUGCUGUCUAUAUUCCAUUUGUCGAGAGAACUCGGCUCUUUCUCUACGAAGUGUGGAAAUAUGAUAUUACAUCAGGGAGACCAAAGUUAGCUAAAUGGAUUCAGGAAAUUAAUGAGAUUGAUGCUUACAAGCCAACAAUACCUGACCCUCAGCUUAUUGUGGAGAAAUAUAAAAUCCGUUUUCUGGGUCAAAAAUGAAGGAUGCUUAGAGAGGGAAGGGACAGUUUAUGUGGUCCAUAAAUAAGAUCGCAGCAUGUAUAUUUGUUGGCUCAGAAUUUGUAUUCAAUAAUUUCAAACUGUAUUUUCCUAAAAUUAUUUGACGAGUCUUUGUGAGUCGAAUUGUUAGCCACGCUGGUGGGAUAAGAUUACUUUCGUUUGGCUCUAUCUUACUCUGGCAGAUAUUAUAUCACUUUCAUUUAUUUGGCCCCUCCA
Molecule: messenger RNA, 1207 nt
Organism: Salvia hispanica
Lineage: Eukaryota; Viridiplantae; Streptophyta; Magnoliopsida; Lamiales; Lamiaceae
Product: glutathione S-transferase L3-like
Biological process (GO): protein glutathionylation
Cellular component (GO): cytoplasm
Molecular function (GO): glutathione transferase activity
Source: RefSeq, a predicted model, not a curated record